ACAUUUUUGCCAAAGUAACGUAAGUGACAUUUUUGGUGAAAAUCAUGUUUUUCCAUUAACGUAAGGCUUUUAUUAUUGAGAAGGUACUGCCAAGGUGUAGGAAGGCUAGAUUUUACUUUAAACCUUUGUUUUUAACUUUUUUAAAUCAUAUCCGUAAAAGAAACAUAACUUUAAUACUAUUUCCAUCAUAGUAAUGCAAGCUAAGGUUUUUUACCGCCAUAAUAACGUAAGUCCCUGUCGGUGUCUGCGACUUACGUCAGAUUUUCGCAGUCAGUGUUUGGCUUACGACAGUGUUAGGUUCGUUCUAUCAUCGACUAAUUAUUGAUUUUAGAUCAUGUCUAUGGUCAGUUCACGAACAACAAGGAUUUUGGCGGCUCUUAGCCAAAAUGAUGAAUCGAAUAAUGUUUAUUUUGAGGAAGAAUCGAUAUCCAUUAUUUCAAGUGACAAUAUUUUUGAUCUAGAUAAUUCCGAAAAUAUUUUAAAAACUACGUUAAUGAGUUAGCAGAAACUGAUGCAGAGGCUGACAAUGAAGAUGAAAGCUCCAAAACUUAAAAAAAUAUAUAUUUUUUACUAGUAAGAAUUUCAUAUUGUCUUUUGUAACGUUAUUUUGUGUUUUUUUAAUAAUAAAC
Molecule: messenger RNA, 629 nt
Organism: Acanthoscelides obtectus
Lineage: Eukaryota; Metazoa; Arthropoda; Insecta; Coleoptera; Chrysomelidae
Source: the annotation of a GenBank genome assembly